AUGUCUAACAAUCGAACAAGAAAAGAUUAUAUUAUCUGCAUGUGCACUCGGUGCACAGUGUCUAAUCCAUCUGGAAAGCGUCAAAGAAAGCAAAACGCAAAACGACAUUACAAACAAUAUGGUGCACCAGUUUUGGCAGCCAGUGCAAUGGAUAUGCGAAAUGAAAAUGUUGAUCGUAUGGAAAUAGACUAUAAUUCUGAUGUUGAUGUUGAUUUUAAUGUCAAUGAAGAAGAAGACGCAGGCCCGCAGUCAUUUGUUAUUGAUGGUGAUGAUAUUAAGGAGGGCGGAACAAGCUUUGGUUUUGAGAAAGACGAGGCCUUUGAGGAUCCUGCAUUGAGCUCGAUGAAAAUGCAAGCUCAUCAGUAUCCUUUGAACAAUAUGCCUGUCUAUAUCCGUUUUAUGGCUAUCUUCAUUGUUAUCUUUCAUUUGGUGUUUCUGGUGGAUAAUGGUGAAUCGAUCCUCAUCGAAUUUUGCAAUAUCCUUCUUUCUCUUUUUGAUCUUACUGGUGCUCUUCCCUUGACAAUUGACAGCUUGAAACACAUCACAGGUUUCAACACAGCAACAGGCGGAAUUACCGUUGGCAAUCGUUCUUCUCCAGUGAUGGUGUAUCCGUACAGUUCUCUCAAACACGCUUUACAACAACAUUUCUUAACACCGAAUUUCGAAUACCGAAUCAACCUUUGGCGAAAUCGUCAAACACUUGCAGAAACAAAAAUGGACAUAUACAAUGGCGCAAUGUGGAACGAAAUCAAAGACAAUAAUGGCAAACGAUUUGUUGAUGACGCCUGA
Molecule: messenger RNA, 789 nt
Organism: Phycomyces blakesleeanus NRRL 1555(-)
Lineage: Eukaryota; Fungi; Mucoromycota; Mucoromycetes; Mucorales; Phycomycetaceae
Exons: 5
Coding region: 1-789 (262 amino acids)
Source: RefSeq, a predicted model, not a curated record